AUGCAGCCACUUGCAUGUUUGCCCACACUUGCUCUAACCAUCAGCCACAUCUGGAAUUUUAAGCUUGCAUCACUCCUGGUCCAGCCACUUUUGGAACUUCUUAAAAAUCGUUUUGCCAUGUCAGAAAUCCAUAACAACAUGUAUGUCAGCCAACUGCCACGUCCAGCCUACAUCCUGUCGACAUUUGUUGCGCACAAUGUACACGCUGCCUGCCACUCUGCACUGCGUGCUACUGCCUUGUGCUCAAGACUACGCUGCGCUCAUCUCCUCUGCGCUGCAUUAUCUUGUUGUGCUGAUUGCCAUGUCUUGUUGCACUGCUGCCAAGUUUUGCUGCCUACUCCCAACCCAAAACUCACUUGUUUUGACAUUGUCUUGCUUCUCGUGUGCACCUCCCAUGCACCUUUGGCUUACCUUGGCAUGGUGAAAAACAUUAAAACCAUGCCAUGGCCUAUGCCAUUUGCUAAGGGUCUCACAAACCUCCCUCACCACAAGAGUCUGAUGCCCUCAUCGACUUAA
This is a messenger RNA of Prunus armeniaca (apricot), 516 nucleotides long. NCBI's taxonomy places the organism in Eukaryota, Viridiplantae, Streptophyta, Magnoliopsida, Rosales, Rosaceae. The record is from the annotation of a GenBank genome assembly.